UUUCCAUAAAUGACUGCUUACACGUUAGGAUAUCGCUAUUUAUUAAAGAGAAAUUUAUCGAUGGCUGGUAAAUUGGCAAUAAAACCAAUUUUACUGGUGCAUGGCGGGGCCGGGGGUAUUAGUGAUACACUAGCUCCAAAGAAAGUGGACGGUAUGAAACAAGCACUCCGUGUGGCUGUAAAGCAUUUGUUAGUAACUAAAGACAUAUCUAAAAGUAGUGCGUUGGAUGCAGUUGAGGCUGCCGUUCGAAUCAUGGAAUGCGACGAGAGUUUUAAUGCCGGCUACGGUUCCUGUUUAAAUGUAGCGGGUAAGGUCGAGGUGGAGGCCAGCAUUAUGGACGGUAGCGAAUUGCGAGCGGGUUGUGUAGCUCUUUUACAUGAUAUUAUUCAUCCCGUCUCAGUAGCUCGUUGCAUUAUGCAUAAAACCAGGCACGUAUUUUUGGCUGGCGAAGCCGCCCAAAAAUUUGCUUUCAAUCAAGGAUAUGAACAAUUAGCCGAGAAUUCCUUGGUCACUGAAAGUGCUCAAAUGACUUGGCAAAAGCAUCAAGAACGCCAUGUUAGAUGUUCGGAUAUGGCUUUUACGCCCAGCGAAAUAGAUGUUGGAUCCAUAAAGAAAGAUCCACCCGAAGGUUCGGGUACGGUAGGUGCGGUUGCUAUAGACAUUGAAGGAAACAUAGCAGCGGCUACCUCCACUGGAGGAAUUACUGGUAAAAUGUUAGGGCGAAUAGGUGAUUCGUCUUUAUUGGGUUGCGGCACUUAUGCUGAUAACCUAGUCGGUGGUGUCUCUGCAACUGGCCAUGGUGAAACUAUAAUGCGUUUUAAUUUGGCCCAAAAAAUCAUGGCGAAAAUACAUUAUGAAUGCAAAACGGCGCAAGCGGCCACUGAAGAAGCCUGCAAAGAAAUGACAAAGCGUUUGCUUGGCACGGGAGGAGCGAUAACUAUUGGUUCAAACGGGCAAGUGGGCGUUUAUUGGACUACACGUCGAAUGGCUUGGGCUUACGUUAAAAAUAGCGAGAUAUGUUAUGGCGUCGAUCACGACAAAACGUUUAAGGAACCACUAUAA
Molecule: messenger RNA, 1062 nt
Organism: Glossina fuscipes
Lineage: Eukaryota; Metazoa; Arthropoda; Insecta; Diptera; Glossinidae
Product: probable isoaspartyl peptidase/L-asparaginase GA20639
Exons: 2
Coding region: 10-1062 (350 amino acids)
Molecular function (GO): asparaginase activity
Source: RefSeq, a predicted model, not a curated record